AUGUACAAUACGGACUCACCUUCAUAUCCAAGGGGGGGGUCUUAUAUAGAUUUAGUUUUAGCCGAUACUAGGUUAGACCUUCAAACAAAUAGAGCAGGAAGCUUGAAUACACUGGCUAUAGACAGUGACCACCGGGCAAUCUCCUUUCAGGUCUCUUUUCUUAGCGAUGAAUUGGAAUUUAACUCUGAAAUAAAACAAAACCUAAACUAUAACAAAGCUGAUUGGGACAAGUUCCAAGAAUUACUCUCGUUGGACAAAUUAGUUAUACCUAAUAAUAGAAAUCUAAGUAUCAAAGAAAUAGAUGAAUACAUAAUGGAGCUAGAAACAAGCAUAAAAAGUGCAAUGAAUGCAUCAAUACCCCAAGUCAAAAACACGAAUUCUGUUGAUAAAUACAUGAACUCAAAAAUUAAAAAGUUACAAAAACAGAAAAAUUUCAUUGUCUCUCUAAUUCAUCGUUGGGAAAGGAAAUUUAGGCCCAUAAACACGGAAAUCAAACUUCUAAAAUCUUUACUUAAGGACCUAAAGAUAGAACUUAGACAUGAAAUAACCGCUUCCAUGAACUUUUACUGGGAAAAGAGAGUGGGAAACAUCACACAUUCGGAUCCUAAAAAACUAUUCCCAGAAAUCAAUAGGAUGUUCCGUCAUAAGAACCAGCUAGAAAUUCCCUGUCUUCGGAUACCUGAAAAAGAAAAACAAUUAUUAGAACUGGCGAACAUCAACAUAAAGAAAUUGUCAAGAGACUCUAAUAACAGCUAUCUAAUUCAAGAUGCAGAACAGAAGCUAGAUAUCCUGGGCUCACAUUUUGCCACAAUCAACAAUCAAAAUGAUAAUUUAGGUAAACCCAGGCUAAACGAAAUCAUCCUAAAAGAAACCGGCUUGUUAAGAGAUGAAAUGGAGUCAGAUAAUAUAAACAAUCACACCUUUUGCUCAUUCAAUGAUGAUAAUAUAGCUGAAGGGCCCUCAGUCCAAACACCCUGUUCAUUAUCUCAUUACUUCACAAAUUCAACUAUAGUAUCAAAGAAAUUCAAAUAUCUUAACAAUAAAAAAUCUUCAGGUUUAGAUAAUAUUCCUAACAUUGCCUUAAAGCACAUUCCACCAAAAAUAAUAUAUUUGUAUACAAUCCUGUUUAAUAACAUGAUCAAUCACUCAUACUUCCCUCAAAGAUGGAAAGAAGCUAAAGUUCUUGCAAUUCCAAAAAAAGAUAAAGAUAAAGAGUUACUAGGAAGCUAUAGGCCCAUCAGUUUACUCCCAAAUAUAGGUAAAAUAUAUGAAAUGAUCAUAAAUGAUAUUAUCACUUCGUUUUGUACCAAAAAUAACUUACUCCCAGAAAACCAAUUUGGCUUCCGAGCCCGUCACUCCACCAUUCAUGCAAUUAACAAGUUGGUUUCCGAUGUUAAUUGGGCCUUGAAUAACGACGAUUGCCUUGGGGCCUGUAUGGUAGAUCUAGAAAAAGCUUUCGAUACAGUCUGGCACGAAGGUCUAAUCUUCAGAUUGAUAAAGAGAAAAGUCCCUGUAGUACUAAUUAAACUCAUCGCAGGGUACAAUAAACUCACCUUUGUUGUUCAACUUAUAUACAGCUGAACUCCUCCGUCUUUAUGGCCCUAGCAACACAAAAUGUACAUUACUUGCGUACGCCGACGACUUGAUUGUCUACUUCGCGAACAGGAAACCUGAAACAAUAAAGCAUACGCUACAAGCAGCAAUUGAUAAGAUCUUCGAUUACUAUAGUACCUGGAAACUCAGAGUUAAUGUAAAUAAAUGUGAGACUAUCCUAUUUAGGCCCUCUAUAAAGAAAGCUAAGUACCCUAUUACUAAGCAAUACAAAAAAUUCAAUUUGAUUUCCACUAAUUAUGAUAAUAAACAAAUCUGUCAUAAAAAUGUAGUCAAAUACCUAGGAAUUCACCUCGAUGAAAGACUCCUAUUUGAUAAACAUGUGGAUACACAGCUCACGAAAGCCAAAAAAACCUUCAUAGGUCUAGGUAGACUUUUCUAUUCAAAGAUCUUGAACAGUAAAGUAAAAAUUAUUUGCUUCCAAACGCUUAUACGCCCCAUAAUAACAUACGGCUGCCAAAUAUGGUACAAUAUAAGCGCGUCACAAAUGGAACAAAUCAGAGUCUUCGAAAGAAAAUGUUUGAGGGCAUGCCUCGGUAAAUAUAGAUCCAGCGAAACUAAUUAUCAAAAAUAUCUAAAAAAUAAAAUAAUAUAUAAUCUAGCAAAUGUGCAUAGAAUAGAUAACUUUAUCAUAAAAAUAAUUAGAAACUACUUUGCCGAUACCUCGAAGAUCUCAGAGAAUAGUUUAAUUUUCCCAAUUCCUUAUGCGGACGAAAUGUAUAUAAGAAAUACCCUAGAAACAGGAUUCGUGCCUCCUGAGGCUUUCCCUUUUCUAGAUAGUCAAGGUUUCAUUCAAGACAAAAGGAUGGUUCCAAUAAUAUAUCAUAUUCCUAGACGUAAGAACAAAAAAAUUAUUACUUUUCCCCCUAAUAUUGAUAGCGGCGAUAUAAAUACAAAACUAACAUAUAACUUAG
Messenger RNA from Vollenhovia emeryi, 2525 nucleotides. RefSeq lists its product as uncharacterized. Bases 1 to 1581 code for a protein of 526 amino acids. The record is from RefSeq and is a predicted model, not a curated record. Lineage: Eukaryota; Metazoa; Arthropoda; Insecta; Hymenoptera; Formicidae. The transcript is spliced from 2 exons.